Lymnaea stagnalis (great pond snail) is the source of this 11921-nucleotide messenger RNA. The record is from the annotation of a GenBank genome assembly. Lineage: Eukaryota; Metazoa; Mollusca; Gastropoda; Lymnaeidae.
GAAGAACCGUUCUUCCGUUUUUAGAGUAAGGUAGCAUGAGUAUACAGUACAUGUAAUUGUAUAACCCAAGUUAGUUUAAAAUAAAACAGUAAACAAUGUCAAAACGACCUGUUCCAGAUAUGCAGACUGCCGAUAGCUCAUCAGGUAAUUUUCAACGCAUUAUUCUUCUUCUAAAAUUUUGAGGACCCACGGCAUGGUUGCACAGAAUGUUAAUAUUUGCAUUAAUUUCAUUAAUUAUGCUUGUCCCAGCGGACCUCUCUUUUGACAUUUGAUUUUUGAAUGGCCAAUGGUAAAUCUGAGGUCCCUUACAACUUACGGAGGAAAUGGCUAAGUUUAUGGCCAUGCAGUUCGUAAUGGUGGUGUAGAGUGGUACCACUUCUAGAGUUUCUGACAGUGUUUGGUACUUGGCAGGAUAAAAUUCCAUGUCCCAGCUCAUCUCCCACUCAGCUAACCCAUUGUGAGAUCUUUUUUUAGCUGGUCAUGUCAUGAAAUUCCAUGUCCCAGCUCACCUCCCACUCAGGAACAAACGGGUGCCUAGCACCAAACCCUGGGGGACCCCUGACUUAACACCAACGAAGAAGCUUGUACCGUCCAUUACUAUACCUGGAAUCUGUUGUUGAGGAAACUAGAGAUCCAUGUAUUGGCAGGACCUUGCAUCCCAUAUCUCUGAAGUUUGUGCAAAAGCAAACUAUGAUUUACACAGUCUAAUGGCUUUGAGAAGUCCAUCCCCAGUACGUCAGUUUGUUUGCUGAUCUCCAGAGUGGUCAUCAAGUCUUCUACAAAGGAGCUGAGUCUCACAUUGACUCACAUGAUCUAUUGACUUGGAAGCCAUGUUGAUAUUGACUUGGAAGCCAUGUUGACAGUCACUGAGUAUAUGUGUGAUGAUUGAUGAUGAGGUAAAAAGGUUACAUUUUUUCCAGGUGACUAUUAUAUUAAUCAAUAAAGAGCCAAGGAUAUGGUGUAGGACUUUCUGUAGGACUAUUGUUAAAGGCUGUCAUAUAUCACAGAAAAUGAGAAGUUAAGGAGUUAACUUUUUUUUUUUAACUCAUUCUCUCCAGAACAACGCUCAUUUGAAAUGAAGAUUUUGGCCUAUCGACGAUGGCAUCGUCGAUGUAUAAAAACCUGGUUAUUUCGGCUCUUUUCUUAGCUAUUGGUUUUUAGUUAUUUUAAAUCAAUUCCAGAAUGAUUUCCCGUUGUUUAACAUCCCGUUUUUUGGUGUUUGAAAGAGGUUUUGCAGAGAAUGAAGAGUUUGAAGUGGUUGUUUUGAUUGUCCAUUUUAUUUUUGUUUACAAACAUGAAAUCUUGACCUAACCCAUCUGGUGAUCGAUCUAAUAAAGGUUGAAAAUAUUACUCUGAUGAUGAUUCAGACAGUGAUUUUAUUAUUUCAAAUGCAGAAACUGAUUCCUUUGAAUACUAUGAUUAUAAUCCUAGUACUAGUAUUAGUAGUACUAGUGACGAAAUAAUGAAAAUUGGUAAUUCAUCAGCUGAUGAACAACCAGCCCCGCCCCCAGCUAAAGUGCACAUGAAUAUGAAUUGUUUUUAGGCUAACCAUAACUAAGCACAGAUUAAAAGAUAUGACAAAUGUAUGGUAAAUGUUCCAUUUACCAUAAUAAAUGUUAGUUCAUACAAGAAUACAGUGCAAAUAUUUUAUAAUAGCAAAAAAUUGUUUUCAGUGGAAAUUGUAAAAAAAAAUUCGCAAAUUUGUGACAAUUGAUAAUGUGCUCUGAGGUUUAAUUUUUUUCUUUUUUAAAGUUGAUCUUUAUUAUUUGUGAUGCACAUAUGGAUAUAGCUCAGAAAAAAAACAAUUUUUGUUACACUUUGGAUAAUAUAUUUCUCCUGUUGUGACUUGGAAUGAGCGUUUUGUGAACAGUUGGUAAGAUUUUUAUUUUUCUGAAAUGAUAAUCACAUUUAUAUAUUAAAAUGUAAACCCAAGUCUUGUUUGCUUGUAAAGGGCAUACAUUCUCCUUUAAUUCCAUACCAAACUUAACACUUUCUGAUGAAAAACAAAAAAAGUUAUGAAGGUUUAGAGACAACAUAGUAGUGCGUUACAAAAACGCAAAAUAGAUAAUUCCGCCAGAACGCGGAAAAUAAUUCCGGAGAGAAAGAGUUAAACUUGGACCCACCUGGUAUUUUAAUAACAUUUCUUAACAAAAAAAUCAAAUCUGUUAAGGUUACAGAUGUUACAAAAAUAGUUAAGAGAUUCUUUUUUAGAUAAAAGAAUUCUUUGUGUUACGAUUUUCCUAUAAUAAAGUAGAAAAACAAGGUAAAAGUUUGGUUACAUUUUUAAUGUAGAUAUCAAUAUAACCGUUAACAUAAAAUAUAUCUAAAAGGGUAUAUAGUUAAUAUAGAUUUUUUUGUUGUAAAUUUAAAAUCAUGUUUUACAAUUUUUAGAGAAAAAAAAUUGUAGUGCAGGGGCGCAAAAAGGCGUAGGGUAGGCGGAUAUAAUAUAUAUAUAUUAAAUAGCAGAUAACUAUUUCUCAAAACUAAAUAAUGUUAGAAGUGUAAAUGUGAUUACAUGUAUACUUUUUUGUAUACAUCAAUAUAUAUUACAGUAUUUACAGAUGAAGAAUUAAUAUGAAAGACAUUUUAAACUAUAAGAAAUUUUGUAGGGAUAGAUGACUUAUAUAUACCUAUAAAUUUCUUAUAUUGGGGUCAAUUGAAAAGGCAAAACAUUAUGAUGGAAAUUUAGGUCAAGAUGUUCAAUACUGUGAGCCUAUGGAUUAAUACCACAAUUGUAUGGCAAAAUAGUCCUUUUAUCAAUAAAAAAGCACCAAUGUCCAAAAAUAAACACUUGCAAUCUCUGCACCGAUUCCCAUUUCCCAUACACAUUUUGAAAUAGUCUACCUUGCCUUACCCAAGUGCCUAGUGUAAGGAACUAGCUUAGUCUUUGUAAGCUGAGCACUUUCUGACAUGAAGCUACCCACAUUGCAUAGACUUGACUCACAUGACAUAGGGAUCCUAAGUGCUGACUCUGUAACCUGGUAACAGUAAAACACCUAAUUGCAGAGAGCCCUCCUUUGUUAAUAGUUUAAUUGAUUAAAGUCUAUGAGGCUCACCUUUGAUGUGCAAGUCAAGUUAAGUUACAAAAGUUUAUACUCGGUCUUACAAGAGAUUAAAUCAUAUUUAACAUUAAGUAUAGCUGAGCUGGGUGCAUUUCUUUUACCAAAGUGUUACGCACUGGCUUCUAUUGUGAGAAAUUAAUCUCUUGUUUUAAGUUAUGGCUCGUUCAAACAGUGCCUAACAAAGGAUGAUACCAUAGAUAAAUACAAUAACAAAAUUACGACACCCAAAACAGUUCAAAUUACACUUAAUACAUAAGAUUUAAUUUAGUAAUAAUACAAUUACAAAACAAAAGAAAUAUCAUUAAAAAUCAUCAUCUUCCAGUAUGGUAGAUCUUGUACUGGUACACAGUUAACACAGUUAGUAAAAUGUGCCAAUUAAUAAUGAUGAAUGCGAAAUAAACACAUGAGCACACAAAGAAUAAUACAAUUGUUUCGUAAAGUUAAUAAUAUCUAUCUCCAUCUAUCUGAAUCUCUAUCUCAAUCUCCGAAACCCUUUAUUUAUAUUGUGGGUCUACUGACGCGUCCAAAAACGCCUUUACUUUUCUAAUACAAUCGCAAACAUUCGACAAAACACUACUGAGAACAAAUUAAUUAUUUUCAGUUGCUGUCGGCUAUAAACACGACAGAUCAAAAGACUAAGCCACGCCCAUCUAUGAACGUAGUAUCUCAUGUGGGGUCAACCAGAGUGCACGCAUGAGGAAAGUGUUGUAAACAAGCUCUACAUAACGCAAGGGUUCGGGUCUAUGUCCAGUGUGUUUAAAAAAAGUGGUUAAAAUUCAGCCAGCAAUGUUUUCCAUGCUAUAUAGGUCUUGGAGAUUCCCCAGGUUAAUUACUGGCCAUGGUCAUGUUUUUCAAAAGAUUUUAAAUUUUAGCUCUUUUAUAUAUUUGAUUAAAGUUUUUUUUUUUAUUUUUGUCUUGAGAGUGUUGGGAGUACAACAGAAUAUUAUGUUGAAAUAUCCCAUUAAAUUGUGACAUUAUAGAAAUGAAUAGCAUAUGGUUACUUCGUUUUUCAACCAAUCAAAAGACAACACUUUAAACAAUGCGCAUGUCUUUUUUUCCGAUGUUCAUCUUGGGGUACCAAAAAGGAUGAGUUUCUCUUUUUAUUUCUUUUGAUCCUUGUAAAUUGAAUUUUAAUAAAAACGAAUGAGAAAUUUCAUUUUUAACUUAUUUCAUUUUAACUGCAUUGAUCAUUAGAUUUCACUAAUGAUGCGAAUAAUGCCCAGUAAAGAACAGGAAAGUUAUCAUACUCAUUGUUCAUGUCCUACUGUUGGUCUUGUCACCUUAAGCCCAGUGUUAGCAUUCCCCAAAGUGAUGUCACUGCUCUGAGGGUGAGACAACUCUUGGCAAAACCCAUGCCCCUAACUACAUUUUACCAAAAAAGUUAUUUUCUAUAAUGUAUUCCGUCCAAUGGGCAUAAGCACAAAGUGCAAGUACAAAACCACUAAGGAUCACAAAGGCAUCACAGACAAAGUUGAAGGCUUGAAAACACUAAUAAUUAUGUAGCCCAUAUUUGGAAUAAUAGCUUAAUAUUAUAAUCCUAAUCCAGAUGUUCUCAACCUUUUUAGUGCUGUGACCCCCUUAUAACAUUUGUAAAGUUGUGGCAACCCACAACCAGUAUUAUACCUUGAAAAUCAGAAAUAGGCUUUGCAGAGGGGGGGAGCACAUCUUACACACAAAACCCCAGCUUAAAUUUCAGAAAUCAUCUUGCGACCCCUGAAAUUUUAUCAGGCAACCCUUAGGGGGUCAUGACCCGCUGUCCACCAGUUAAAAUAAAAAAAAUGGAGCGAAGCUUCCCUAUUAUUUAUAUGUGUUAGUUUUGAAGAUUAUAUUAGUUUUCAUUUUUAUGAUACCAACAUAUGCAUAUUAUUUUUAUUAAAUAUUUAUAUCCUUAUCAUGGCGAUACCUUUAUAGCCAUCUUUCAGUUAAGCCAAUAUAUUUUUUAUUAAAUUCGUGUUAUGAAAUAAUAAUUUUAAGUAGAAAGUGCCAUGGCCAUAACCAAAGAUAUGCAUUAAGGUGAAAUGUACACACAAUUAUUUUUAAAAAGUGUGCUUUUUUUUUUAAAACACCUGGUUCCAUUUUUUUUCUUUUUUGCUGGAUAUCCAAAUAAUUCUCUUCAUCUGGUUAUAUGGGUCAGUACCCUGCUCAGCCCUAAGAGUAAGUGCUAAAUUGCCUUGAAUUCACUUGAAUUUGGUUGAUUCUUUGUCCAAUUAAAUUGCAGUAAAUGAAUCAAAGUAAAGGCCUCUAAAUUUAUUAUGUUUGUGAAUGUAUUUUUGUUAUAUUACUAAUAUUAGACAAGCAUAACAAAAUGCUAUAGGGUUAAUCAGGUUUCAAGAGUCCUUAUUGCACAUGUACUUAAUUAUAAACUAUAGGGCAGAAAAAUUGCCUUGUGCUAUGUAAUAAAUUUAAAUGAAAGUUUUUUUUCUUUUUUAAAUAUAUUUCUUUAGAUGAUGAUGCCCCUGAAGAAUUAAGUGCUACAGAAGUUCGUAAGCAAAGCGUUUCUCAACUCAAAACACUCAAGGAAGCAGAGAGGAGAAUUAAGGAUGAAGAGAAAGAACGUAGACGUAAAAGAAAUGAAUUGUUCAAAACGCAGAAGGCAAGGCAGUUAUAAAUAUUCUGCUGUCCCUUUCAGAUCAUUAAUAUUGCUAAAACUAUAGCUGAAUAUGCAAAAAUAAAUAUCAUAGAAUAUUUUAUUUAGCUGCAAAAUAAAUGUUGGAUUUCCUUUUAUUAGGUUAAGUGGUUAAGCAGGGAUUGGCAAACCAUGGCCAACAACUUUGGUUUAUCAGGCAAAGAGCCAAUGGUUGUUUUGAAAUGACAGAAGAAAAAAUGGUGUCUGUGCAUAGUAGGUGUGGAACAGUUAAGGAUAUUUUCAAAGAGGUUGAAAAAAAAUAUUGCUAAGAACAUUUUGGAGAGGACAGAAUUGAUUGUCUCAACAGAUGGUGUUAAAAAUAUGUGCUAUGAAGGGAAAGGGUUAUUCUGACAAAUUUUUUUCGGGCGACUGGUGGUAACUGUUGAACUAUUUAACUUAAAGUAUAUAUAAAGCAUUUUAAAAUAAUAUUUUUAUACCUACAUCAAAAUAAUUAAAUUACCGGUAUAAGUAAUUGAUACUGAUGCGUUCAUAGAUUCAGUGAAAAUCAAAUAAGACCUUUUUAUCAAGGACAUGAAGAGAAUGUAAGUUUUUUCUUAAAGCAAAAGUAACACCAAAAAUGACAAUGUGAUGACUUGUACAAUGAUGGUGAUUUUAGUGUUUUACAUUUAUUGGUGUGGUAAUCAUAUUCAAACCUUGACAUUUUUUAAGGACCGGUAUAAAAUAUAUUUCAAGAAUGUGUACGGUAACUGUUAAAAAUUAUAAAGAUUAAUUAUUUUUCAGAUUUAAAUUAUAUGCGUUAUACAGUGUGCAACGUUAAUGUUACUUUGGAUUGGUCACUUUCAGAAAUUCAGAAUACUCCCUGUGCUACUGUUUACCUGAAAACUCAGUAAGAAUCUAAAACAUUGAUUCAAAUAUUUUUGCCACAAUACAAGUAUAAGGAAGGCGUGUUCCUUUCAAUACACAUUCCGAGUUUUGAAGAAAAUGUUAGGAGUUUUGAAGAAAAUGUUAGGCUAGUCAUGAUUAACAUCUUCUUUAUUUAAAGUUUAAAGAUUUGUUUAUUCAGUCUGCAUAUUUCUUUCCCAGGUUAAAAAAAAUUUAGACUUGAGUUCAAGAAAACUGCCUCAAGAUAUCCUAGAUGCUGUUUCAACCAAGUCAAAUAAAGGUUUGUCAGUGAAUAAAUGGCAUUCAUUUUAAACUCUAGAGAAUUUUUUUGAACAACAUUUGGUGUUAACGAAGAAAGGGUAGUUUUGAAUGUUCCCUGAGCUAAGAAAAUAAUCACUGUGAUCUAUAGGUCAAAGUUAAAAAGUAAAGGAAAGUACCAUUUUAUGCUCUAGAGUGCCCUUAAUUAAUACUAAAAAUUAUACACAUAGAUAGUAUGAAUCACAACAUUUUGUUAAAUUUAUAUUUAAUUGCGGUAUUAGUCUGGGCAUUUGGAAUUUUGAUAUUUAUAAUUAUAUCCCUCCACAUGCGGAAAAACUAGAUAUUUAUUUAGGCUUUUUUUUUUUUAGCGCUUACCUUACAGCUCUAAGCGCUUUACAAUUAUUAAAAAUAUGUGAACUAUUUAAACUGCUAAAGUAAACUAAAAAUGAAAAACCAGAGACACUACAAUAGUAACUACGAUGUGAAAAAUGACUAUAGAAACAGAUAUAUGGGUAGCUCAAGAAAACAAGUGGCUAGACACAUGUUUAAUGACAAAUAAAUAAAUAUACUUUGGGAUUGUAUCAACAGUUUGUUGUUUUUUUUAAAAUUAAAGUAAAGCUAACUUGACCUUCAAAAAAGAUCAAAUAACCUUGAAAUCAGUUGAUCUUUUCUUCUUUUUUUUUUUUUAAACAUUUUAAAGCCAUAUUUUAUUUUUCUGCAUUUAGUGACUUGGUCGUCUAUAAUCAUUUAUAUUUUUAAAGCUAAAUAGUUACAACAAAAAUAAAAUUAUGACUCCAAAAAUUGAAAUGAAUAAAAAUCAAUCUGCUUGAUCAAUCAAUUGAAAUUGAUCAUUCUGUGUAACGCAGGGGUCACAAAACUAUGGGUCGCGGCAGGCUAGAUGAACUGGCCUGCCAACGGUACUUUAAUUUGCUUGAUAAAACGUAUGGAACACGAGACAUGAUCCAAUUUGAAUUUCAAUAUUAUGUUUAGAAUACUAUGAGAUCUUCACACGUUCGGAGACCUCUGGCCGCUAUGCGCCUUAAUUUACCAUUUUCAAUUAUAUAGAUUUUCUUGUUAAUUGCAGACCUGUCUACCCUUGAACUCCUAAUAUGGUCUCAAAAUUGUACAAUAUGUAUCUUAAUGGUAAAUAAAUAAAAUUUUAUUCACUAUAAAUACUAUAGGAACUACUCACAUCGCAGUGCCUAGUGCGAUCGAGUUAAGCUGGCAUCAAAAAAGUUAACUCCUAAAAGUAGAUGACCGACUUUUAUAUUACAAUCUGCGGUCACUUUGUUUAGCAGACGUGCAUUUGCUACGGAUAUUAAUUUAUAUUUGAGUGGACGUACAGAUCCCAGUCUGUCACUGGUAAAAUUAAAGUUACUGGUGAAAUUUAACGUGGUUCAAACUCGAAGUCAGAUAAGUAUAAAAUAAGCUGUAUUUAAAUAAAUUUAUUAUGAAAUGAUGACAUCAUUUAUAAUUUAUAAAACCUACCAAAUAACUUGAGGUUGUUGUUUUUUUAGGAGAAGCUGGUUUAAAAAAAUAAUAAAAUAAGAAUCAUUUUCCAUUAAGCCUAUUCCCGCUAAUAUAUUAUAGUCUAACUACCACAAACUGUAGAUGGGUGAAAGGAAGAGGUGUCUGGAGACAUACUGAGCCAUUAAAAAUCGUAGUUCUCGCGGUUAGAACUAUCAUCCUUCGGCAAGUUCAGUUGUGCGGACAACAGAAGAAAUUGGAGAGAACAUAGUGCUACAGAUACGCUGGAUGAGUCUACUGAUCAAUUAAGUAUGUCACAACUUCUUGUGUUUAUUUGUGGUGUCAAUUUGGACUUUCAGAUAACAAGAGUUGGCAUCUGUUUGCAGUAUGCAUGGAAAAAAAAAUCGGAAAAGACAUGUUCAUGCAAGUGCCAAAACUUAUGUACACUAUAACCUUCAGUGGAAUCAGCUUCGAGGUGUUACAGUUGAUUGAGGCAAAAUCCGGAUGACUCGAUGGUCCUAGUCCACUUCGACGGACGAACAACAACACCAGCAAGCAUUCAGUGGGAAAGACUUAGAUGUUUCUUGUGUACUGAAACCAGUCUUUUCUAGUCAACAUCACAUUCCACAUUAAUGAACUGAACUUGAAUCUUCUGGGAAAGGAUAACCUCAUCUGUGAUCUCUACAGAAUUAUCAAAGAAUUUUGGAGAAAACUGUCAUUGAAGCACAACUGGGAGGAGAAAAAUUUUCUCAUUUUCUCUGUUUCGAAGAGUUUUGCGAUACAUUUGACAAAGAUGUCAACCUCAAUUUUCCGAAGAAAAAAAAAAUAGUGGUGACUUGCAGAAGCAUUCUUUGGAGAGAUCUUGACAAAAUUGAGAGUGGCAUUCAUCUGUUCCGGAAUCCAUUUGAUUGUAACCUUGAUGAUGUGCCAGUUGAAAUACAGUUGGAGCUCGUUGAUUGGCAAGCAAACGACUCGUUAAAAGAGAUGCACAGAGAAGAAAAACUUGUUGAAUUUUACCACUGCUAACCUCAUGUUAAGUUUCGGAAACUGAAGAACUUUUCCGCUGGUAUGGCAUCAGUGUUUGGAACAACUUAUGUCUGUGAGCAAACAUUUUCAAAAAUGAAGUAUAUGAAGCCAACACAUCGAACGAGGGUGACUGUUUUUAAAACAAUUCUCUUGAUUGGAUGCAGUAAUUCCAAACCAAACAUUGAUGAUAUCUUAAAAGCCAAAUGUCAUUUUCAUAAAUCUCACAACCCUUUUUGCUGCUUAAUUUGGGAGAUUCGACUAUGUGCACACUAGUCCUGAUGUUAAACUAAGUUUUUGCUAACGUCGCCUUCUUUGAUAACUUUUUUUUUUAGUAAAUAAAUACAUUGGUCUUUGUUCCUGCUUUUUUGUGCAUUUCAAGCCACCCACCCAUGAUUACCAUGGAAUACUAAACUUAGUUUUUCGUCUUUUUUCUCGGAGCUUUUGUUUUGGCUUGGAAGUAUUGUAUAGAAUGAUUAUAUGGCCCGCGCUCAUCAUUUUGUCCAUUGUUCGGCCCGCCGUGAAAAUAGUUUGAUGACCCUGGUGUAACAUUAAGUAAAAAUAAAAUGAAAUCUUGUAAAUAAUCCCCUUGAAUUAAAGGUGUUUCGUAAAAUUAUCUAAUGAAAUCAAUAGUGUUUGGUUUUUAUCAGUCAUUAUUUUGCUAAUAUUAUCUUUUUAGGUAAUCAAAGUGAUUCAAUAAAGAAAAGGCUCUAUGACAAUGAAGAUAAUGAUGUAAAUGAACGUUUAUUAGACAGUGGGCUGGAACUUGAAGACUACAAUAGUACAUCAGACUUUAUUCCAUUUGGGUUAGUUUUCAUUGCUGCAAUUACAGUUCCAUUUAAACUUUAAAAAGUGUUGGACUGCGAUAAAGCUUUAAAAUAGAUUAAAUAGACAGGAACAAUAUAUGUUAAGCUUUAAUAAUAAUUUUACAUUAAUACAUAGACAUUUCGGCGCAUGCCUUCAUCAGUACAACAACAAAACAUUUAAAUAAGUGUAAAUUAAAUUUACAUAAUAUAUAUAUAUAUAUAUACAUAUAUCCUACCUAAGAAAAGGAGAAAAAAUUGGAGUGGGCGCAAAAAAAACCAGACAGAAACAAAGUAAAGAAGUAAAAUCUUACUUUGUUUCCGUCAGGGGUUUUUUUUUGCGCCCUCUCCUAUUUUUCUCUCCUUUUCUUAGGUAGGAUAUAGGUAUAUAUAUAUAUAUAUUAUGUAAAUUUAAUCUAUACUUAUUUAAAUGUUUAGUUGUACUGAUGAAGGUAUGCACCGAAAGGUCUAUUUAUGUAUUAUGUAACAAUAUUAUUAAAGCUCAACAUAUUUUGUUAUAUUGACACAAAUUGUUAGUUUCUAAUUAAUCUAUUUAAACUUUAACAUGCUGAAUGGAUAUUUCUAUUAAAGAUUUUGCUGCAUCAGUUAAUUACAUUACAGCUUAAAAACUACAACAAUUUCAAUAAUAUACAAUUUUAAGAUUAAUAAAAAUAUUUGGGGGAUUUUUAUCUUUUAAUUAAUUUAUUUUUAAUUGGAUACACAUCUAAUUUUGUUCAAUAUUUUCUUUAGGGAUGCUAGUAGCAGUAAAUUGAGAGCUGUAACAGAAGAUGAGGUCCACAAGAAAAAGUUGUCAUCUGCACAAGCAGCCUUCAACUUCAAGAAUAGUCGACUAUACAACCAACAAACAAUUCCACGUGAAAGUGGUAGGUUUUCUUGUUUUUUUCUACAAGUAUAUCGGAUGAUUUUAUUUGAAGUGUAAAGUUCUGGGCUAAUAAUUUUAUGUAUUAAGCCUUGUCCUCCAAACUUAAGUUGAAAUUUUAAAGGGUAUCACUAUUACUCAGUAAUAUUGACCGCUUGUCCACUUAAAUUAAUAUAUUUAAUUACUGUAUUUAUUGGCGUAUAACACACACAUCAAUUUAAGAAGGAAAUUUCAGGGAAAAAAACUAAACAUUAUAUCGGCGUAUAACACGCACACAUGAUUUGCCCCCUAUAUUCGGGGAGAAAAAGUGUGUGUUAUAUGCCAAUAAAUAUGGUAUGUUGAAAUGAAAUAUUUUCAAUCUUUUAUACUUUAUAGACAUUUUUUAAAAAAAACGAAAUAAAUUUUCUUUCAGCACAACAAAGAAGAGCUAGAGCAGCAAAACGUCAAGCCAACAAAAUUAGGUGAAAAAGGAUAAUCAUCUGGGAAAAGUAUAUUUGCCUGGUGAGAGAAAUGAAAUGGUAAAGGCAUUAUUGACUCAAUCUAUACCCUUUAUUGUUGCUAACAAGAUUGUAGCCCCUUUUGUUAUUUGUGCUUAUGACUUUAUGACUCAUUAGUAAAUAAAAGUAAUUUACUACUACCAAUAUAUUGAGUAGUUAUUGAUCUUGUUUACUUACACAUCAUAAAUUUUGAAAACAAGACUUAACCAUGUUUUUUGAAGAAAAUAUGUAGCCUUUGUUUUAUGCAUCAUAGUUCAUUUAAAUUUAAGACAUUUUUUAACCUUUGAAUCCCAUAUCUCCCUGACACUUAUUUUUUGUAAAAAGAUGUCACUUAACCUUGUGCAAGAUGGACUUGGUAUAUUAAAAUUAUGAAUAUGAGGUGUCUAAUUAAAAGAGAAAACUGGGGUACAUUGAGUAAAAAAAAAAAUUGUUUACUGAUGAAAUAACACUACUGUAUGCAGU